This is a messenger RNA of Nerophis ophidion (straightnose pipefish), 2253 nucleotides long. RefSeq names its product dynein beta chain, ciliary-like. The transcript is spliced from 13 exons. Gene Ontology annotation, cellular component: dynein complex. NCBI's taxonomy places the organism in Eukaryota, Metazoa, Chordata, Actinopteri, Syngnathiformes, Syngnathidae. The record is from RefSeq and is a predicted model, not a curated record. Gene Ontology annotation, biological process: microtubule-based movement. Bases 1 to 2253 code for a protein of 750 amino acids. Gene Ontology annotation, molecular function: dynein light intermediate chain binding; dynein intermediate chain binding; minus-end-directed microtubule motor activity.
AUGGAAGCUGCACGCACUGAAGCCAUCCCUGAAUCUGCAAUGCAGGUUUAUAACACCAGGUGGCAACUGUGGCAGUAUGUGGGCAGCCUGGAGCUUGCUGCAGGCCAAUACAACAAGGUGAUUCAAUCUGUGCUGGACAUAGAGAAUCCCUUAAUUCAGAGCCAGCUCAGGGAUAUUGACUACCAGCUAAAAAAAGCGGAAGAGGGUCUGAGCUGGAACUGCCAAGGCAUUUGGCAGUAUAUUCAAGAGUUGCGCGAUUCUGUGUGUGACUUGGAGUUGCGACUCCAAACGGCCAAAGACAAUGUGGAGGAGAUCCAAACCUGUAUCAAGUCCUGGGCAAGUCCCAUGUUUGACAGGAAGGAUGGUAAAAAAGAUACUCUGCUCAAUCUGGAGGAUCGCUCUGAAAGGCUAGACUGGUUUUAUAGUAUGAUACGAUUAUGUGGAGAGAAGAUCCAUUUCCUCAUUAAGAGGAAUCUUGAGCUUUUUAGGGCAGAUCCGUCCUCAGAUGAAUGGAAAGCCUAUGUGGAGUACGUGGACGACAUGGUCAUCAACGGAUUCUAUAAUUGCAUUGAGUGCUCACUCAAGUUCUUCCUGGAUAAUACUGACGAAAAAAACGUUCCAGUGCCUCUUUUUGAGGCCAAACUAGAUCUGAAAGUUCCAGACAUGGUGUUCAUUCCCUCUCUGGAGUUUGGAGAAAGAGACAGUUUGUUUGAGCUGGUGGAGAGUUUCAUCAAUUCUGUGUUCAGGGUGUCUUCACUGGUGCCACGCCUCGCUCAGCACUGUCCCCACCCUCACUACCAGGCGGACAUGGAAGACAUGGCUGACUUGGCAGACAUGCGUCACCUCCUCAUGGAUCGCGUUAAGAGCGUCAUGGCGACUUGCUGCGGGUUCCGCAACUCUUUAGAGCGGUACAGGUACCUGUAUAUAGAUGACAGGAACGAGGUCCUGCGUUACUUCCUCCGAUAUGGCCACAUUUUGACCUGCCAUGAGAUGGAGGUUCAAGCUGACAAUGGUAUCCUAGAAAGACCACCAACACUCCACGACUUUAAACAACAGGUGGACAGGUAUGAGAAGAUCUAUGAAGAAUUGCAGAGUCUGGAGCCAGUAAAUGUCUUUCAUUGCUGGAUGCGGGUAGACGGGCGUGGCAUGAAGGUGGCCUUGCUCAACAUCGUCAAGAAAUUGAGUUUUAUGUUCAAACAACACCUCAUUGACCAUGUAAUUAACAGUCUGUCAGAUCUUGAGAAUUUCAUCAUCAUGGCUGAGACUGGUCUGAGCCAGCAAGUGGACAAAGGGGACUACAAUACACUGGUGGGAGUGAUUGGACACCUCCAGGCAGUCAAGGAGAGACAGCACAGUGCAGACAUGAUGUUUGAACCACUGCAGCAAACUAUAGCUUUGCUAAAGGACUAUGAACAGGAAGUGCCUAAUGUUGUACACAAACAGUUAGAAGAAUUACCGGAAAAGUGGACCAAUGUGAAAAAGAAUGCUAUGCUUGUCAAACAGCAGGUGGCCCCGCUGCAAGCCAUUGAAGUGGCAAAUUUACGUAGAAAGUGUGCUUCAUUCGAGGUUACGCAACACACCUUCAAGGAACAUUUUCGCAACAAUGCGCCCUUCAGAUUUGACAGCAACAAUCCACACCAGAUGUUGGAUUCAUUUCAUGGUCAGAUCCAAGAACAGGAGGCAGUGAUGACCUCCCUGGUGGAGUCUGCUGUCUUGUUUGAAGUCACAGUUUCUGAGUACAAACAGCUCCAACAAUGCAGGCGUGAGAUAGGCCUGCUGAAGGCCCUGUGGGACAUGAUCACCGUGGUGGAAUCCUGCAUGGCGUCAUGGAAAAUGACACCCUGGAGAGAAAUUAACGUGGAGGACAUGGAGCUUCAGUGCAAAUGCUUCUCCAAAGAUAUUCGGGGACUGGAUAAGGAGGUUCGAGGGUGGGAAGCCUUCACAGGUUUGGACAGCAGUGUGAAGAACCUUCUCAUUUCCUUGCGGGUUGUGGCAGAGCUCCAGAACCCAGCUAUACGGCCUAGACACUGGCAUCAACUAAUGGCUGCUACUGGAGUCCGUUUCACCAUGGAUCAGGAAACAACUCUGGCUGUCCUGCUUGAACUGAACCUGCAUUGUUUUGAAGAGGAGGUGCGAGGGAUCGUCGACAAAGCUGUUAAAGAGAUGGGAAUGGAGAAAGUCCUCUCAGAGCUCAACUCCACAUGGACAGGUCGGGCUGAAACUUCCAACCCAGUUUUUUGCCAUACUGUCUAG